UUGUAUUUAUUGUUUUAUAUGAAAUAAAAAUUAAUAAAAUUUUCUUAUGCUGUGCUGAUGCAUCAAAAUGGUUAAUCAAAGAGAGUUUUGGGCUGAAAUUCGACGAAACAAUCCAAAAUAUGGCAAAAAACCAAGAGUUGUUCCCGCAUUUACUAUUCAAGCUCUUCAGGACAAUACAGUUGUAGCUAAACCACCUAAAUGUAGCCUCUACAAACCUAAACCACCGAAACCAUCAAAGUUUCGAAAAUUCUAUGAACGAGGACUCUUUCCCAUUGCAUUAGUAAAUGACGGAACGUCCGUAACAUGGAAAGUCAACAUAGAAGAUUUAGAUUUCCAUCAUUAUCUUCCAAUGUUUUUUGAUGGUUUGACGGAAACAGAACCACCUUAUAAAUUUCUUGUUGAACAAGGAAUAUCAGACAUGCUGGAACAUGGUGGACCUAAAAUAUUGCCGGUGGUUCCACAAUUAAUUAUUCCAAUUAAAAAUGCUUUAAAUACAAAGGUACCGGAAAUAAUUUGCACGACUAUGCGGGCAAUUCAACGUCUUGUGAAAUCAGCAGAUUGUGUUGGAGAGUCAUUAGUACCAUACUUUAGACAAAUUCUUCCAAUUCCUAACUUACUAAAAGACAGAAACUUAAACCUUGGAGAAGGAAUUGACUACACUCAACAAAGAGGUGAGAAUCCAGCAGACUUAAUUCAAGAAACUUUAGAAGUAUUAGAAAAAUAUGGUGGUGAAGAUGCUUUUAUCAAUAUUAAAUACAUGGUUCCUACUUAUGAAUCUUGUAUUAUGAAUUAAAUAAUAAAAUUUCGAUUCGUAUGAUAAUACAAUAAUAAAACAAUUCGUUUACAAAAAGACAGUAU
Chelonus insularis is the source of this 858-nucleotide messenger RNA. Its product is annotated as parkin coregulated gene protein homolog. The transcript is spliced from 4 exons. NCBI's taxonomy places the organism in Eukaryota, Metazoa, Arthropoda, Insecta, Hymenoptera, Braconidae. The record is from RefSeq and is a predicted model, not a curated record. Gene Ontology annotation, molecular function: Hsp70 protein binding; Hsp90 protein binding. The coding region runs from base 68 to 793 and encodes 241 amino acids.